Molecule: messenger RNA, 2788 nt
Organism: Poecilia reticulata (guppy)
Lineage: Eukaryota; Metazoa; Chordata; Actinopteri; Cyprinodontiformes; Poeciliidae
Product: pre-B-cell leukemia transcription factor 1
Biological process (GO): regulation of DNA-templated transcription
Cellular component (GO): nucleus
Molecular function (GO): DNA binding; DNA-binding transcription factor activity, RNA polymerase II-specific
Source: RefSeq, a predicted model, not a curated record
CUUUUUUCCUCCCCUGAUCGCAACGCUAUGCGGCCACACCGGAGCGUCUCCUCUGCAUCCAACAUUCCGAUGAUCUCGAUGCUCUUCGAGGUGGGGCUAAAUCCAGCGCCUUUCCAAUCACGUCGAGUGGGCGGAGCCUGACUCUCGCGCUCUCUUCGCUAUGUCGCCGCCAGCCCUGCCUGUGCUGAACAUGACAAAAAGCGAGAGGAUGGAGCGAGUGAAGUAAAUCCCUGCUGUUUUAUUCCUCACAGCCACUUUUCCUUUCUUGUUUUUAGAAGACGGAGCGGGGUUUGGAUACAGGAAAAGCAUUACUAGUUGAGAGCAGCUGUCUGUCUGGUUUAGACUCGCAGCCCACAGCAGUUCAGAUCAGAUUUCACAUUCAGCUUCGACCAGCUCAGCUGAGGGAAGCAACCAGAGAGGGCUCGUUGCUCCGCGCUCUCCCUCUCUAACGCCACCUUUUUUCUUUUUUUCUUUUUCCCUCCCCUGUUGGCGGAGCGUCUCUAAAACGCUCAUAGGAAGAAAUACCAGGAUUUAUUUCCCUUCUCCUCCGUCCUCCCUUCUUCUUCUCCUCUUCUUCUUCUUUUUUUUUUUUACUGUAUUUAUUUUUACAGGAAAUUAUCAGCGUUGGCGACAAAUAGAAUUAGAUAAAAAAUAAAGGGUGGCCGAAGACAUGGACGAGCAGCCGAGGUUGAUGCACUCUCACACGGGGGUAGGCAUGGCGGGGCACCCCGGCCUGCCGCAGCACUUGGAAGGCACCGGAGGAGCCGACGGCGACGGGAGGAAGCAGGACAUUGGAGACAUUUUACAGCAAAUUAUGACCAUCACGGACCAAAGUCUGGACGAAGCCCAGGCCAGGAAACACGCUCUCAACUGUCACAGAAUGAAGCCGGCGCUUUUCAACGUUCUGUGCGAAAUCAAAGAAAAAACAGUGCUCAGCAUCCGCGGCGCCCAGGAGGAGGAGCCUCCGGACCCCCAGCUCAUGCGCCUGGACAACAUGCUGCUGGCGGAGGGCGUGUCGGGGCCAGAGAAAGGCGGGGGCUCGGCAGCGGCGGCGGCGGCGGCAGCCGCCUCGGGAGGGGUGGGGGCCGACAACUCAGCCGAGCACUCGGACUACAGGGCCAAGCUGUCCCAGAUCAGACAGAUCUACCACACAGAGCUGGAGAAGUAUGAACAGGCCUGUAACGAGUUCACCACCCACGUCAUGAACCUGCUGCGGGAGCAGUCGCGCACACGGCCCAUUUCACCCAAAGAGAUCGAGCGCAUGGUGAGCAUCAUCCACCGCAAGUUCAGCUCCAUCCAGAUGCAGCUCAAGCAGAGCACGUGCGAAGCCGUCAUGAUCCUGCGCUCCCGCUUCCUCGAUGCCAGGCGGAAAAGACGAAACUUCAACAAGCAGGCAACAGAGAUCCUGAACGAGUAUUUCUACUCACACCUCAGCAACCCCUACCCCAGCGAGGAGGCCAAAGAGGAGCUGGCUAAGAAGUGUGCCAUCACAGUGGCCCAGGUUUCCAACUGGUUUGGGAAUAAAAGAAUCAGAUACAAGAAAAACAUUGGUAAGUUCCAAGAAGAAGCCAACAUGUAUGCUGCAAGAACUGCCGUGAAUGCGGCUAAUGCAUCCUCACAUGGAAGCCAAGCAAAUUCACCCUCCACUCCAAACUCUGCAGGUUCUGCUGGCUCUUUUAACAUGUCAAACUCCGGUGACUUGUUCAUGAGCGUGCAGUCUCUCAAUGGGGACUCGUACCAAGGGGCUCAGGUGGGAGCCAACGUGCAGUCGCAGGUGGAUACCCUUCGCCAUGUUAUCAGUCAGACAGGCGGAUACAGUGAAGGACUCACAGCCAACCAGAUGUACAGUCCGCAGGGCAUCAACGCUAACGGAGGCUGGCCCGACGCUCCCACCCCCUCCUCAGUGACUUCCCCCACAGAAGGACCAGGAAGCGUUCACUCCGACACCUCCAACUGAUCCUCCGCUCUCCGACUCCCACCCACCGCUCUCCUCCUCCCCUCCGCCCCCACCCAUCCUGCAGGACUGGAUGUGACUCGAGGCAGUCGGGGUCUGGGGACAAUGCUUCCACCAUUUUUGUAGUUUUUUUUUUUCCUCUUUCUGUCUGGACCUCCUCAGCAGCUUUGCAGAGAGAACUCACGUCUGGGCUUCACAGUUUGUAUAUUUUCCACUCGAUGUCCAAGUUGCCUCUUUGUAUUUCACUUUCUAUCAUGAACUCCUACUGUCCGCUCCCAGCCCGCCGAGUGGCCACAUGAAACACACUCACGCUACCUCUGGUUUCAGCUCCAACACAGCAAGCGAUUCAACUGCUCCCAUUUAGCAUUAUCUUUCCCGCAGCCUGAUUGUUUGUACGGAUCCGUCGUGCCAAAGUUCAGCCCUGGAGGUGAAUUUGGGUUCAGUUUUAAUCUCGUUUACUAACAUCCUGCAGAGAUUCAUCCCUCUGAGCUUUUCCACAUGUUCUCUGCUUACAACCACAAACCUCACUGGGUUUUGAUUGGAUUUUAUGUGAUUGACAACAACAACAAAAAAUGUGCACGAAAAGAAAGAGGAUGAAAAAUGUGGAUAUAUGUUAUACAUAAAACUUCUAGAAACAAAUGAAAAUCUGAUAAGUGCGUCAUGAAUUUACAAUCUAUUCAGCCUCCCAUGUUUCAGCAGAUCGGGGCUCAGCAGCCUUUAUGACUUUAAGAGACAUUUUUGUCUUCGGUACAACUGAACGAUGAAGCUACACAACCCUUCAAAACAAAAUUACCAUGUUUUAUCAUACCUUUAUUUAUGAUUUUAUUUUUUAAA